AUGGCUGGUGGCAUGGCAUCCCAAGGCAUCUCGGCCAAGCGAGCCGAGCUGACUAGUGGUAAAGUUGGCUGGCGUGGUCUGCUCAGCAGCAAGAAGACUUUUGGUAUUGCAUUGUUUGCUUCGUUAGGUGGACUGGUCUAUGGAUACAACCAGGGAAUGUUCGCUCAGAUCCUCACGAUGCACUCAUUCAUCGAAGCGACCCAGGGAUACGCCCAGAAUACGGGAGUCAAACAAGGAAUGUUGACGGCCAUUCUCGAACUCGGUGCCUGGCUUGGAACUCUGAUCAAUGGCUACCUAGCUGAUGCCACCGGGCGGCGGGUCACUGUGGUCAUCGCUGUGGUUGUAUUUUGUGUUGGUGUUAUUGUCCAGGCAUGCACCAAGGAUCCCGGAUAUGUCUAUGCGGGUCGGUUCGUCACCGGUUUGGGUGUGGGUAAUCUGAGUAUGAUUGUGCCUUUGUAUAAUGCGGAACUGGCACCACCGGAAAUUCGCGGUUCUCUUGUUGCUGUGCAGCAACUCUCGAUUACAUUUGGCAUCAUGGUCAGCUUUUGGAUCGGUUAUGGAACCAAUUAUAUUGGAGGAACCGGUGUUGGACAGUCGAUUGCUGCUUGGGAGAUCCCCGUCUGCAUUCAGGUGAUUCCGGCUCUUGCUCUGGCGGCCGGGAUGAUUCUCUUUAUGCCCCAGUCCCCGCGACAUCUGAUGAACAAGGGACGAGACGAGGAAUGCCUUCAGACUCUGGCUCGUCUGCGGGAUGCUAGCGUCGACGACAUCUCCGUUCGCAUUGAAUAUCUCGAGAUCAAGGCUCUACGCGUGUUUGAGGAUGAGGUUGCCCGCAGGAAGUAUCCAAAUUACCAAGAUGGCUCGUUCAAGAGCCGCUUCAUGAUUGGCGUGAACGAUUAUUUGUCUCUCGUCACUGACAAGUCCUUGUUCAAGCGGACGACUGUGGCUUGCAUGAUCAUGGUCUUCCAGCAGUGGAACGGUAUCAAUGCGCCUCAAAUCUUCAAAGGGCUGCAGCUUGGCGGCAACACCACCUCUCUCCUUGCAACUGGUGUCGCUGGUAUCUUCGAGUUUGUUUUCACCAUCCCCGCCGUUAUCUGGGUCGACAAUAUCGGUCGUAAGAAAAUUCUUAUUGCCGGUGGUAUCGGCAUGGCUGUCUGCCACUUCAUCGUCGCGGGAAUCAUCGGCUCGUACUCGGGGGAUUUUGAGAACCAUAAGGCAGCGGGCUGGGUUGCCGUGGUGUUUGUCUGGAUCUUCAUUAUCAACUUCGCUUAUGCUUGGGGUCCUGUGGCAUGGAUUGUCGUGUCCGAGGUCUUCCCCCUGAGCAUGCGUGCCAAGGGUGUUAGUAUUGGUGGAAGCAGCAACUGGCUGAACAAUUUUGCCGUCGGUCUGUCUACUUCCCCCUUCAUCUCAGCGUCUGACUACGGUACCUUCAUCUUCUUCGGCGCUGUCACCACCAUUGGUGUCCUAUACGUCUGGUUCUUCGUUCCAGAGACCAAGGGUCGCACUCUGGAGGAAAUGGACGAAUUGUUCGGCUCGGGAGGCGUGGCGGCCGAAGAUGAAGCGCUCAAGCGGCGUAUUGAACGUGAGAUUGGGUUGUUGGCUCUCCUAGGUGAGGACCACGAAUCAAGUGAGGAGAAGAUGGCCGAGAAGGUGGAACAGGUGGACCACCAUGAUGGCGCCGUUCCCAAGACUGCCAACCUGUAG
This is a messenger RNA of Aspergillus clavatus NRRL 1, 1701 nucleotides long. Its product is annotated as putative MFS monosaccharide transporter. Gene Ontology annotation, biological process: transmembrane transport; carbohydrate transport. Gene Ontology annotation, cellular component: membrane. Lineage: Eukaryota; Fungi; Ascomycota; Eurotiomycetes; Eurotiales; Aspergillaceae. Gene Ontology annotation, molecular function: carbohydrate:proton symporter activity. The record is from RefSeq and is a predicted model, not a curated record. The transcript has 9 exons. The coding region runs from base 1 to 1701 and encodes 566 amino acids.